AUUGGAUUUUUUGGAUGACAUACCAGAAUUCAAAUACUACUAUUAAUUGCAAUAAUAAAUAUUGCUUUAGACAGAUGUAGUAGAUGCAGUUAGCAUAAUAGUUAAAUCAAUAAUUUUAAACUUUUUUGUUUAUAAGUAUCUCGUAUCCAAGAAAAAAGAAAUAUGAAAAUUGCUGUGUCGUCUCCUGGGAAAACAAUUUUACAUGGGGAACAUGCUGUGGUUUAUGGAAAGGCAGCUGUUGCUGUUAGUCUUAGUUUAAAGACAACAUUAACUUUAACUUCUAGUGAAAAUAAAGUAACACUCAAUUUAAAAGAUCUAGGAUUGAAGAAAGAAUGGGAUCUCGGCAUUGUAAGCGACUAUUCAUUUCCUGAUUCAGAUGGGGAUAUUACACAUUCAAAUGAUGAAAUCAUUGAAAAAAUAACCGAAUUGUUUUGUUUAAAUGAUUCUAAAUCAGAAUCAGAAAAACUUGCCUUUGUAGCAUUUUUAUACCUUUGGAUUUAUAUUUCUAAAUGCUAUAAUAAUGGGUCAUUAAUAUCUUGUGAUGUUGAUGUGGAAUCUGAACUCAGCAUUGGCUCUGGAAUGGGAUCCUCUGCAUCAUAUUCUGUAUGUGUUUCAACUGCAAUGUUAGUAUUCUGUGGGAGAAUUACACCUGGAUUGCUCUCUGAAGAUAAAGAACUCAUUAAUAAAUGGGCUUUUCAAGCUGAGAAGAUAUUCCAUGGGAAACCUUCAGGCAUUGAUAAUUCUAUUUGUACAUUUGGAGGUGCACUUUUGUUUGAAGACGGAAAAGUGAUUGAUAUGUUAUCAAACUUGCCUAGCAUUGGUAUCUUAUUAGUCAACACGAAAAUUUCACGAAAUACUAAGCUGCUGGUUUCAAAUGUAAAACAGAAAUAUAAUGAUCACCCUGGUGUGAUUGAUGCUAUAAUGCAAGCUAUUCAUGCUGUGUCCAAAGAGAAUUGGCAGUUGUUAAAAGAGUUACAUGACUCACCAAGUGAAUUUCAGAAGAACUUGGGCACUUUUCAGGAUUUAAUUGAUAUGAAUCACCAUUUGCUGGGUGCAUUGGAUAUUAGUCAUGAAAGAUUAGAUAAAAUUCAUGAGCUUGCUAAGAAAUAUCAUUGUUCAUCAAAAUUGACUGGAGCUGGAGGAGGCGGAUCUGCCAUUAUUCUUUUGCACACAAAAGAUGGGGCAUCUUCUUUUUCAAAUUUGAAGGAAGAAUUAUUACAGCUAGAUUUUGAUGUGCAUGAAGUUUUCAUGGGUUGCUCAGGUGUACAAAUAGAUUUCCAAAGAUAAUAAGUUACUUCACUGAUUUUUAUUGUGAAAUGACUGUAAUACUAUAUAGUACUUCAUCUACUUUUGUACCAUCUUGUAGGUAUAUAUGUAUUAUUUUUAUUAAAAAUAUCUGUACUUAUUUCCAUAUAUUAUGGAAAUUUUUAUAAAUUUAAAAGGAAGUUGAAAUCUAGACAUAUAAACAGAAACAACG
Messenger RNA from Argiope bruennichi, 1477 nucleotides. Its product is annotated as mevalonate kinase-like. The transcript is spliced from 9 exons. Gene Ontology annotation, biological process: cholesterol biosynthetic process; isoprenoid biosynthetic process. Gene Ontology annotation, cellular component: cytoplasm. The record is from RefSeq and is a predicted model, not a curated record. The coding region runs from base 163 to 1287 and encodes 374 amino acids. NCBI's taxonomy places the organism in Eukaryota, Metazoa, Arthropoda, Arachnida, Araneae, Araneidae. Gene Ontology annotation, molecular function: mevalonate kinase activity; ATP binding.